GGUAGGCUCUUUAGCAAACAUGUAUGUUCAUUCUCUCCAUUGUUCUGCAAAAGGGUUGUUCAAUAUCGGUUUCUUGUGGUCACACGAAAUGGACGCUUCCCUUCCCUUGCAUAAAUGAUCCCGAAAGCCGAACCCUACGCAACCCUUAUUCUGUACCAGAUAUCCAAAGUCAACCCAAUUUAAUUCCCAAAAUGGGCCUCAGAGGGCUAUGGAAUUUACAUAUACAUGAGAAAUGGUAUCGCUCUUGUCAUCCACGCGGACGGACCAGUCCUCCUGAGGAUAAGUUUACAUUGCAAACCAUCAAAAAAGGUUCCUGAUAAUUCCCACAAGUUAGAAGGUUAGGAGAUAUUUCUGUGCCCCGCCCGAAUCUAUUCAAGGUUGGACUACGUGUAUACCAUCGAUCACGAUGCAGGCGCUUUCCUUUUCUCACGGUGGAGUGUGUUUGACGGAUUUCUGGCACCUACAACGAUCCAGGUCGACCUGGCUAGGAUCGUCGAGCUUGCGACACUCGUCAUGAACCGUCCCCUUCAAUAACCAAAGUACUCGUUCGGGGAUGGCACUAACGAGUCUAACGGUGAACCACUAGUGUCCGGGAUACUUGAUAUAGAUUUCGGCAUGCCCACUCCGAUGAGCAGAGCUACAGGAGCGAUUCUUCACCGACUUCGUCUUUCACUGGCGCUUUUAUAUCGAUGAUCCCAUGACAUGGAGAUGCGAC
This is a messenger RNA of Aspergillus alliaceus, 715 nucleotides long. RefSeq lists its product as uncharacterized. Bases 24 to 317 code for a protein of 97 amino acids. The transcript has 2 exons. NCBI's taxonomy places the organism in Eukaryota, Fungi, Ascomycota, Eurotiomycetes, Eurotiales, Aspergillaceae. The record is from RefSeq and is a predicted model, not a curated record.